CCAUCACUGCCGGCAUCGAGGUUGACCACUGUAAUGACCAACUUGUAUACCAUAUAGAGAACAAAGAGUGGACGAAGAAGCUUCAGGCUGUGGACUAUGACAAAAAUCACACAGAGCCAGUUGGCAACGCCAUCACCCUGAGCUACGUGAUCAGCAAGACGCCAUCCUUAUAUGAGGUGUCCUUCCACGUGAAGUUCUGUGCCAUGAACGGGCACGACCUCACCAACAACUGCUACCACUACAAACUCCUAGAUGAAAAGACGUUCCAGAUGCCAUCUUCAUGUUCGCCUGUUGGAAGUAGAAGGAAAAGAAGAAGUCCUUUAGAUUUAAUACCCACAGGCGAUGCCAAGCGGAUCCUCAAUGAAGCUAUGAACCAGAACUUCACGAAUGAAGAAAUCAAGGAUCUGUUUGCAAGACUGAAGGCUGAAGCAAAAAGAGACAGCUCACUGAAAAUAUCACGCACGGAUGAAGAUGGCACAGCAACCAACACUAAGAGUGCCAUCAAGAAGAUGGGUUUAGCUAACCCAGGAACCAUUCUGUACUCAGGGGAGGUCGGCGGUGGCAACGUCGUGAUGGGCAUGGAAGGAGGCGAGAAGAUCAUGAAGGUCCUGGGUCGGGUCACCGACAUCCUGGGUCGCGGGGAUCAGGCGUACACUGUGGGGAAAGGUCUGACCGGGAAAGGACUGCAGCUUCUCGGUGCUAAACUGGCCAACAUGAGCAUCGGGGAGAUGAUCGCCAUGUUUGAUGCCAAGAACAUCGACCCUGAACUUGCUCUUCGUCUGACGAGACAACUGAGAGAUCUGGCUCUUGCCCUGUAUUCCGAAAUCAUCAAUGCCUUCAUCAAUGGCGAUGGGGCCAACACAUUCAGCUCAUUUGACAUUACCCUUCAAGGAGACUUCAGCAUACCUAGACAACCCAUCAACUUCUUCCGCUACAAGUAUAAGUUCCUGAUUGGGGGACUUGUACCCAUGACCUUUGAAUUGGGAGCUGAAGCCACUUAUGGAAUUGAAAUAGGUGUAGGAGCCAAGAUCCUUGGCAUGACGGUAUUUGGUGAAGUCGUGCCCUAUGGAACUGUCAGUGUCUACGGGGAACUUGGCAUUGGAUUUUUAAUAUGGUUUGGCAAACUAAGAUUUGACGGCCGCCUCAUGAAUAUUGCUUUCCCAUCCAGGGCUGAGAUCGGAUUCUAUAAGUUUCCACUUGAUUUAAGUUUGACCAUGGAUGUGGAAAUGGUCCCUCUGGAGAUGACCCUGCGGGGACAAGUUACUACGGAGGUCGAACUCUUGCUCGUCACGAUCAAGAAGAUAUUGUACGAAGCUGUCAUCUGGCGAUAUGCAACUCCUGUGAUAAGGAAGAGACUGAUAGACACAGGCAAGAAGGAGGAGGACAAGUCUCCACCACAGUUCCUCAACUAUGUGGACAAAACCGGAGGUUCUGGUCGACAAAAGAGGGCAGUGUCCACAUCACGGAGCUGCUUAGUGAGACAACUCUCCGAUAGAGACUACACAGAGCCGGCUGUAGAGAUAGCCAUAGCUGCCCAGGAUGACCGGAGUCAGGUCCAGAUCUUUGUGGAUGCUGGGACCAAACCUGGACUCACUGAUGUGCUCAGAAGAGUCAGUCUUGGUGGACCAUCUACAAUUAUCACUCAGCGAUUUUCCAAGAAUGGCUAUGGCGUCCCCGUCUUUUUCACGGUGUAUGGCGAGAACAGCGCAGGCGCGAGAUCCACCGUGACUUGCAGCAUCCCAACCUAUGACGUCACGCCUCCUGGUGGCAGACUGACAUCAGACUUCAGUUCAACCAGUAACCCAGCUGAGCUGAGAGGGAAUGUGGUGGUGUAUGAAGAUUCAGAUCUGGUUAAAUCGUCCGUGGGUGUUGGACUGGGAAGGGGAAUCUACGGAGAUGAAGUCAUAGCCUACAACUCUGUCAAUCUCAAGGACAGGACAAAUGCACACUAUGAUCCUUCAACUGAUAAUUUUGGCCUCGAAGCGCUGAAAUAUUUCACGGGUCUGAAGGACGGCCGACUGAUUGGUCCGGUGUUUGCCGAGUUCUUCAGUAUGAACCAUGCCGGGUCCUGUGUGAAGGAGUGUAUGAAGUUCCCGGAGACCAAGUGUAUGAGCGUCAACUACGACUACGGCCCUAAAGGACAUUGUGAACUAUUAGAGGGCAUUGAAGGACAUGACCAUAAAAUUUUCAUUUCCGAUCAGUAUGCUCACUUUGAGAGGCUCGGAGUUGGUCUUGCCCACGAGUUCAUCUACAAGGAUCUGUCUCUACGUCACGGCGUCAUGUACUACUUCAACAUCCACCUCAUCAACGACCUUCAGUUCGAGUCCAUCCUCCAUAGCAAGGGUGUUGUGGUGGAUGUCACACCUCCCGAGCCAGGUCCACUGGCUAAUGUAAGUCUGGAUGUCCUGGAGGUGACCUCGUGUGAGAGUGUGGUUCCAGAUGACAGACCGGAGUGGGAAAUCAGGUGUCGAGGUGUUAACAGUCAGAUAAAGAACCACAGGAUAAUUCAUGACGGUCACGGGUCAAAAACCGUUUUCAACGGAGACACACCCCUCACCGAUCUCCUGUACACCAGAGCAAACAGAUUCGUAAUAGGUCGGUGA
Molecule: messenger RNA, 2603 nt
Organism: Haliotis rufescens (red abalone)
Lineage: Eukaryota; Metazoa; Mollusca; Gastropoda; Lepetellida; Haliotidae
Exons: 14
Coding region: 204-2603 (799 amino acids)
Source: RefSeq, a predicted model, not a curated record